AGAAACUGCCCGCAAAGCGCAAAACAUGAGGUAGGCACGGUCUAGGUCAACACCAUCAGCCUCAUCUCGACUAGGCCAAUUCCUCACCGUACACAAACUCAGCCUUGCAGUUAAUCGUCGCCGCCACUGUAAAUCGCUUCGCUCAUUUCAAUUCUCUCCAACUCAACCGUAACAAAUACCAAAAUGCUCACUUCCGUGGGCCGGGCCGCCGUCCGUCGCGUUCAGACAACCCGCCUUUCUGCUUCCGCCCCCUCUGCCGCCCAAUUGCUCUGCCGCCAGUCGACCAUAAAGACUGCGCUCCCCAUUCGCAGCUUCACCGUCUCAGCAUGGUCCCCCUCUCCUGCCUCCGGCGAUAAGAAGGCCGCCAAGAAGACGACCACCACCACCCCUAAGAAGGCUACUCUCACCACCAAAUCCAAGUCUAAGGCGACUGAUAGCAAGUCCAAGUCCCAGACCAAGGCGAAGCCAAAACCCAAGGCUGCUGCGCCAAAGCCUAAGAAGGCCAAGAAGGAGGUUGAUCCGGAGAAGGCGAAGAAGCUCGAAAUCCGGGAGCUUAAGAAAUGGGCGCUCAGAGACAAGCUGGCUAUGCUUCCAGCCACCACUUGGGUGCUUUUUACGUCCGAGAACAAAGGAAACCUCACAGGAACUGGUGGAAUCACCCAACAAAUGACUGAGCUAUCCGAGAAGUUCCGUCAACUGACCGAAUCCGAGCUUCAAGACCUCUCUCGCAGAGCUGUUGCCAACCGCCAGAAGAACCUCGCGACUUACAAAGCUUGGGUUGAGACUCACGAGCCUGCGCGCAUUCACUUGGCUAACAAAACCCGCCGCCGCCUCGCUUUCCUGACUGGCAAGCCUGUCAAGCAAAUCUCAGAUGAGCGUCUGCCUCAGCGCCCUACAGGCUCUUAUUCCCUUUACCUAGUUGACAACUGGGACAAAAGCCAUGCUGAGACUAACCAGGCCAAGUUCAAAGAAAUUGGCGAGUCCUGGAAGGACGUGAACCCUACUGAGAAGGCACAAUAUGAGCAGCGCUCCGCUGACCAAUCUGUCAAGUACAAAGCCGAGAUGGAGAAGCUUGAUGCGCGCGCAAAAGUCAUCCAGGAAACUGGACUUGCCUAAGGAAUUGAAUAUGAGGUGCUGCCACUUAGAUUAGAGAGAAAUUCUAUGUACAAAUGACUGUUUCGUGAGCGAUCGCUGUGGUGCAGGUAUAGGAACUCAUGGUGUUUAUGAUCUAUUUAUGGUAUGGUACUGAUUAUUAAGGGCUAGGGGUCAAGGGAAUGGUAACGGGGACUUUGUCUGGUCUGGUUUGGUCUAUUUUUGUUCUUGUUUGUGUUUGUGCUGGAUCGUGUAUGGUGCGAUGGCCCUGGUUAAGACAUGACAUAACCCAGACUCAGCUGAGCUGGCAGUCACUUGGGAAUAGUUGAUAAUCAAAGGCUCGUGCAACGUGCGUUUUGUCUAUUUAUGUCGUCUUAUAACAUUGAAGGACCAAGCUUUGCAGCUCUAUCUAGUUGCGAUGAUUGAUGGCAACCGUUGUCUAGACCAAAGAGGGGAAAAAACCGACAAACGCCUCGCUUAUGAUAUGAAUGUUCAAGUCCUCCCAGGAUGCCAAGUCGAGUAUAAUAUCCAAACUGAAAUCUGGUGCGAGCAGUCAUCUGACUUAUCCCUGCUUCUCAUAAGGCGGGAUUUCCAGAGCAACUUCACCAUCUGCUCCAUACCACUUCGCGCCACUUGUCUUGACUUGUCUUCCACUCGCAAGGUACAGAAGCAAGUAUGUAUGUUUCGCAACAUGGCCCCAGCAAUAUAAGCGUAUCCAGUCGUGGGUUUUGUCCCUACGACACCAGGUUCCCCAGCCCGCCAAACCACUCUUGAGAUAAUUAGCGAGGAAAACCCAAGUAUCAAACCGGACAGUUGGGUCCCAGCCACUGCAGUUGAUAAGCCAGUAUCCUCGCUCGAAGGCUUCGAUAUCGCGUUCUGUCGUCGGGCGAUAUCUCGACGACAGAUCGCGGGCGAGUUUUGCGAGCUUCUCAGAUAUCAAAUCUGCAGGAUCGAUGUCGUCAACUCCCACGGAUGGGGAUGGUGGCCGGAUUUCCAAGCUACUGCUGACUUGGUCUCCCUGCGAGUUUCUCGUUGACAGAGCUGGGCCUGUAUCGCUAGAGCUUCUGACUAGAUCACCAUGCUCCAAGUGUCCAAUCUUGGAUCGUUUUGAUAGUGGGGGUUCUGACCCUGCACGAGGCGACAGAGCUGGCGAGUGGUUGCUAACCACACUGCCAGAAAUAUGAGUGACAUCUGGAGCCAAAUGCUCGAAGGCUAUCACCUCUGUAUUCGCCGAGGGUAUGGGAACAUCGGCUGCUUUGUCUGUUUGUGGCGUCGUAGGUACGAUAUUUAUGAUCCCAGGGGCCUCGAGAGGCCAAGUUUCUUCUUGACUGUGAGGUGGUAGGGAAGAGGGAAUAUCGACUCUCUGUCCAAACUCUGGUAACGGAGGACGCUUCUUAUGUGCAGUUGGCGACGAAUAUGGUUCCUGCGAUGACUGAGUUCUUCGGACGUAGCUGUGUAGUAUACGUGACGGUGAAACGUCUAAGAGCGCAGCAUCUGGCAUGGGAUAAGAGUCACUGAUUUGACUCGCAGGCGCACACCAGGAGUUGAUUGACCCGAAACCAGUAUGGUCUGAUGAGGGGAUCGCACUCCGAGCCAAUGCCUCACGCGGUAGACAUGGUGAUGAUCGAUUGUCUAUAGCUCCUUCGAAACUUAGAUCUUGGGAUGUGAUCUCAAAUGAUCGUCCAAACGAAGUUGUUACCCUGGUCUGACUUGGCGAUGGCGCCCCUUGAUAUCUUUCUGGCACACGCUGUUGUUCCUCAACUGUCUGCGAAUCUAUCACAGACAGUUGUGUGCGCCUGCAAGGCUCAAAAGAUAGAUAAGCUUGGGCAAGUUGUCGAUAUGAAACAUCAUCGGUUGACCGACUUGGUGCUGUGAUGUGGACAAGAAUCUCUGCGCCGUCCGAGCUGUUCCUUGCCAUAGUCUGAAUGCCAGUUGAGCAUGUCGACUGCUUCUCGCCUAAAAACGCUAUUUCCCAAGAGAAGAGGAGUAAUCGUGCUGAAGAGAAGAGGAAAUGUUGUUCCCAAGGUCGAUAAUGGAAGUUGUUGAUAUCCAAAGGGGUCCAAAAUAGCAAGUAAAAGAGAGCACAAGCCAGGUGAGACAAGGGUGAAGGUAUAUGGAAUGGAGUUGUAGGCAGGCAAAAAGAGAACAAGAAAGAAGAAGCGUAGGUGGUUAUGGUAGUCCUUUGGUAGUAGGAAAAAAGAGAGAGGAGAAGUGAAGCCUCGUGACACACGAUAUCGAUUCACGCC
This is a messenger RNA of Fusarium odoratissimum NRRL 54006, 3338 nucleotides long. RefSeq lists its product as uncharacterized. Lineage: Eukaryota; Fungi; Ascomycota; Sordariomycetes; Hypocreales; Nectriaceae. The record is from RefSeq and is a predicted model, not a curated record. The coding region runs from base 184 to 1116 and encodes 310 amino acids. The transcript is spliced from 2 exons.